AUGGCAGUGCGCUCCGCCUCCACCGCCCUUUCACCUUGGCCCCGACUGACAGCGUGCGCAAGGUCCUCCUCGUCGGCGCGAGAGCGGCAGAUCAUCGCCGACAUCAACGAGGGCUCGCAGAAGGCGCAACGGAAGCUGUUGGGCCACAAGCGAGAGAAGAGCAAUCACACGAUCGUCCCGGUCACCGUGCUCCCCGAGGACGAAGGAACUUCCUCUCCUCGCAAGGGCCGCGCCUCCACCUCCUCCAACAGACCUAAACUCCCCAAACGAUCGAGCAGCAUGCGUCGCGCCUACAACUAUUUUUUCGGUGGCCCGCCACCACCUGAAGCUUCUGCCCAGCCAGCUCUUACUAAUAACAUCCAAGAAACCACACCAACCUCGGGCACACCUACCACCGCCCCUCCCGACACACCUACCUCCGAACCCUCUGAUGGCGCCACGGCGUCCAAGGGACAAGCAGAGGAGCCCGCCGAGGCACCCGCCCCGCCCGUCAAUGAAAACGACCCUCCUGCUGUCGCAGUCGAGAAGCUGAAUAACCAGAACGCGAGGCUACAGCAGGAGCUUGACGAGGCGAAGGAGACCAUCGACGCCCAGAAUGAGGAUAUCCAGAACUUCGAGAAGGAGUCUGAUGUCCUUCGGAGGGACUAUGAGGAGAAGGAGGCUGCCCUCAUCCAAGAAAAGAAGGUACUAGAAGAUCACAUGGUGGGAGUCGUCGUCCAGCAGGUCAAAGAGGCCAAAGAGUCGGAGCGUAAUGCUGUGAGGGCUCAAUGCGGUGAGGAGCAUUCGGCUAACGUGCGGUCUCUUAAGGUAUCCUAUGAUCAGGCUCUCGAGUCGAUUACGAAGUCUCGCGACGCCGUCUCGGCGGAGCUCUCUUCGGUCCGCUCGGAACUGGAUGCGAAGGGAUCCCAACUCACGGAGCUCGAGCAGAAGCUAGCUGAGCUUGAUGCUGCGAAGAAAGCCAGUGACGAAACCGUCGAGAAGCUGGCAAGUGAGCUGGAGGCAGAGAGGCAAGCUGGCAACAGCCAUGUCGAGCUGCUUGCCGCUCACAAGCAAGAGUCAGAGAAGGUACUCGGUGAAGCUCAGGCUGCACAUGACAGUACCAGAUCUACUCUUGAGGCUAAAAUUUCUGAAAUCCAGGCCAAACUCGACGCUACCGCCGCUGAGGCCGAAAGGAUUACCGCAGAUCAUGCUGCCUUCCAAGAAAGUUCAAAGAGAGAGCUCGAUGAAGCCGUCCAGUCCAGAGAAUCGCUUUCUGGGCAGGUGGAAGAACUCACCGGCCAACUUGACGGCGCCCGAGAAUCAAAACUCCAGCUAGCUACAGUCACCGCAGAGCACGACAAGAAGGCCGAGAAGAUUGCGGAACUCGAGGCCGCCCUUGCCGCCAAGACCGAGGAACUCAACGCCGCCAACUCCAACGUCGAGAAAGUUACCGGUGAACACAAGUCUACGCAAGCAGAACUUGAGGCUGCUCUUGCAGCCCAUGAUUCUACCAAGGUCGAACUGGAGAAGGCCAAGGAGGAUGCCGUCUCCGCUGUCAAAGGAGACCUCGAGAAGGCCACGGCAGAACAUGAGACCACCAAAUCUGAACUUGCAGACGCCAUCACCGCACAUGAAGCUACCAAAGCUGAUCUUGCGAAAGCCAAUUCGGACUACGACGCUACCAAGGCAGCUCACGAAGAAGCUCUUGCUAAACUCACAUCGGAACACGAUAGCACCAAGGAUGAGCUUGCACAGGCUCUUGCAAAGGGGACCGAUAACGAAGCCCUCAUUGCCGAGCACACCAAGGCCCUUGAGCAAGCAACUGCUGAGCACGAGGCAACCAAAGGCGAUCUCGCUAAAGCUACUUCGGAUCACGAAUCUACGAAAGCAGAACUCGGGAAGGCAAGCAGCGACCAUGAGGCUGCCGAGGCUGCCCUCGAGAGCGCUAAAACCGACUUCGACGUUCGUGUUGCAGAAUGGGAAGAGAAGCUCAAGGAUGCCGACAGCAAGUACGAGAGGGCUACUGCGGAUCUUGCUGCUAAAGAGGAGGAACUGACUGCCGCCCACGCCGACCUUGAAACCACGAAGGCCAAGAUCACAGAGCUCGAAGAGGCUUUGAAGGCCGCUGAAGGCGCUAACGCUGAUCACGAGCAGCUGACUGUCAAGAUCUCGGAGCUUGAACUUGCACACAAGAGUGCACAGGAAGAAAUCGAGAGCACCAUAGCUAAGCUUGCGGCCGCUGAAGAGGCUGCUAAGGAGGUAGAUGCUGCAAAGGCUAAGGCUGAUGAGCUCGCCGCUAAAGUUUCCGAGCUUGAAGAAGCACAGAAGACAGCCCAGACAGAUCUCGAGAGCACCAAGACCCAGCUUGCAGCCGCAGAGGAGGCAGCCAAGGUUGCUGAAACUGACAAAGCAAAGAUCGAGGAACUGAAUGCCAAGAUCACCGAGACCGAAACUGCACGGAAGAGCGCUCAAGAGGAGGUUGAGAGCACCAAAGCCCAACUUGCAACCGCAGAGGAGGCAGUCAAGGCUGCCGAAGCUGACAAAGCAAAGGCCGAAGAACUAAGCACCAGGAUCACCGAGAUUGAAGCUGCACAGAAGAGUGCUCAAGAGGAGGUUGAGAGCACUAAGGCCCAACUUGCAACCGCAGAGGAGGCAGUCAAGGCUGCCGAAGCUGACAAAGCAAAGGCCGAAGAAUUAAGCACCAAGAUCACCGAGAUUGAAGCUGCACAGAAGAGUGCCCAAGAGGAGGUCGAGAGCACCAAGGCCCAACUAGCUACUGCGGAGGAAGCCCUGAAGGCCGCGGAAGGGGAGAAAGCUAAAGCAGAAGAACUCGCGGCCAAGGCUACUGAGCUUGAGGCCGCCCAUGCUGCCACCAAGGAGGAACUUGAGAAGUCUCAGUCAGAGCAUGAGACGACCAAGACCCAAGUCGGUACCCUGGAGAAGUCACUGAAAGAAGCCGAAGACGCCAAGACCGAACAGUCAGCUUCAAGCGAGGAAGCUCUCAAGGCUGCCGAAGCCAACCACGCGGAAACUAAGGCUACCCUUACCAAGGCCCAAGAGGAUGCUGCUGCUGCCGACGCAAAGGUCAAGGAACUCGAGACUGCCCAGGAAGAACUGACCAAGAAUUUGGCCGCUGCAGAGGACUCUGUCAGCGAGAAGGCUGAGCUUGAGAAGAAGCUGGCCGCUUCCGAAGAGUCUGCAAAGGAGGCUCAGACGAAACUCGAAGCAGCCGAGAAGGAGGCCGCCCGCGUUGCUGGCUUGGAAACCGACCUCGAGGCUGCCAAGACCGCUGAAGCUGAAGCCAAGAAGACCGUCGACUCUCUGCAAGCUGAGCACAAAGAUUUGGAAGCUAAGCUCGAAGAGGCCAAGGAGCAGGCUUCCAAAGAUGAAUCCGAACUUAAGGAAGCUAAGGAGCAAGCUACCAAGGCUGAAGCCACGCUCCAGGAAGCCAAAGAGCAAGCUACUAAGGCUGAAGCCGAACUCCAGGAAGCCAAAGAGCAAGCUGCUAAGGCUGAAACCGAACUGAAGGAGGCUAAGGAGCAGGCUACCAAGACCGAAUCCGAGCUCGAGGAGGCCAAGGAACAGGCUGCGAAGACCGAAUCCGAGCUCAAGGAGGCCAAGGAGCAGACUGCGAAGACUGAGUCCGAACUCGAGGCAGCGAAGAAGGCAAACGCCGAAGCGGCCAAGGAACUUGAGGCAGCAUUGAAAGAGUCAAAGACACCCGCACCAGUCGAGGAAGAAGCGAAGGCCGAGCCAAAGGUCAACGGCGCUGCUCCUGUUGAAGAGGCCGAACCCGUUAAAGAGGAAGCCGAGCCCGUUAAAGAGGAAGCCGAGCCCGUUAAAGAGGAAGCCGAGCCCGAAGCCGAGCCCGUUGAAGAGGAAGCCGAGCCCGUUAAAGAGGAAGCCAAAGAAGAGACACCCGCUCCAGCGACAGAGGAAGCCAAAGAGGAAGCACCCGCACCCGAAGUCGCCGACAAGAAGCCUGUCGACGCUGAGGUCGCGGCCCCCGAGGCUGCCGCUUAA
Messenger RNA from Mytilinidion resinicola, 4002 nucleotides. RefSeq lists its product as uncharacterized. The transcript has 4 exons. The coding region runs from base 1 to 4002 and encodes 1333 amino acids. The record is from RefSeq and is a predicted model, not a curated record. Lineage: Eukaryota; Fungi; Ascomycota; Dothideomycetes; Mytilinidiales; Mytilinidiaceae.